AGUCUGCGAAAAGAGUGCAGACGAGCUCGGGGAAAGAGGCAAAACAACGGAGAAAAAGCAGAAGUAGAAAAAGGGGUUUCGAGAACCACGAGGUGGCACCCAUGGUGCAACACACCGACACCAGCGAGACGGACGGCGGCAUGUCGCGGGAGGCGACGGACUCGGAGGAGAGUGAAUUCACGGCGUGCAGCCCCGUCGCCAUCAACCCGGACUGGUGCAAGACGGCCACCGGCCACAUCAAGCGGCCCAUGAACGCCUUCAUGGUGUGGUCCAAGAUCGAGCGGAGAAAGAUCAUGGAGCAGUCGCCGGACAUGCACAACGCCGAGAUCUCCAAGCGGCUCGGCAAGCGCUGGAAGAUGCUGAAGGACGGCGAGAAGAUCCCGUUCAUCCGCGAGGCGGAGCGGCUCCGGCUCAAACACAUGGCCGACUACCCCGACUACAAGUACCGGCCCAAGAAGAAGCCCAAGCUGGACGGCGCCAAGUCCGCCUCAGCGGCGCCGUCGCCGGAGAAGUGCGGCAAAAAGACCCCCGGCAAGAAGUGCUCCAAGAUUAAAAAGAAGCCCUACGCGGACGAGUACCCGGCUUUUAAAGUCGCCAAGGUGGUGAAAAGCGAGCCGAGCGACGACGACGAAGACGACGACGACGACUACGAGGAGGACUAUAACCGCCAUCACCACCACCACCACCACCACCACCACCGCAAGGAGGAGCGUCUGCGGCCGUGCAGCGUCGCCAAGGUGCCGGCCAGCCCCACGCUCAGCUCCUCGGCCGAGUCGGAGAGCAUGUACGAGGAGGUGAGAACCGGGAACAGACUCUUCUACAACAUCAAGAACAUCUCCAAGCAGGGCGCGUUGCACGCCGCUUCUUCACCAGCAUCCUCCAGGUCCGUCUCCACAUCCUCCUGCUCAUCCUCCUCCUCCUCAGGCGAGGACGCGGACGAUUUGCUCUUUGACUUCAGUUUGAAUUUCGCCCCCAGCGCCUCCGGCUCGGAGAAUUCAGGGAACCUGUCGCUGUCCCUUGUGGAUAAAGACCUGGACUCGUUCAGCGAGGGCAGCCUGGGCUCUCACUUUGAGUUCCCCGACUAUUGCACGCCUGAACUCAGUGAGAUGAUCGCAGGAGACUGGCUGGAGGCGAACUUUUCCGACCUGGUCUUUACAUACUGAUUUGAAGAAGAGUAGAAGAUGAAGAAAAAAAAGAAAAGAAAAAAAAAAAAAACAUGUCCUGAUCAAGUUUGCCUCCUUUGUGUGAAAAAAAGGAGGUUUGAGAUGCUUAUGAAGCCGGUGGUAGCAAAAAAUGUACAAAAAAAACACUUUUCUUUUUUAAAUAUUUGGCAGCAUGACAGGGUUUUAUGGAUUUUCCCCUGCAUGGGGGAGGAGAAAAAAACACUUCUAUGCAUCUUAUCCUCUUUUAGACAAACUGCAGGGAGAUGGAAGUCAAUCUGUGAACUGUUCAGGAUGCUAAGUAUUUUUUUUUUUUUUUUUUUUUUUUGUAAACCGAUUCCGUUUACCUCCUCCGUCCCCCGUCUUCAGCAGCAAUGUGCGGAGAGAGGAAGAAAAAACAACAAAAAGAACACAUUUUGAUACAUAACAGACCUCAUCUUUUUAAAAGAAAAGAUAUUUUCAGGCAUAUUUUUGUACAGUCCAAAGGGAAUGUUCUUACUGGGCUUUCAGUGAGUUUCAGGCACUUCUUCCCUUUAUUAUGAUUUUUUUUAUUUUUUUUAACGCAUGCAAGGAAGUCCUGGUUUGAAGGAUUAAGUUAAAUUAAAAUCUUGCAUCAAAAAUUGCCUUGUGAUUUUCAACUGGGUUCUUUUUGUACAGUUGUAGAGCAGAUUUGUCGAGUAUUUGUAGACACAUUAAGGCGUCAUGGGGGAACACAUACCUCAGAGCUGGAACUAGUUUCAAGAUUGUAUAUGUACUGUAAUAUAGUAAAAGUUAGGAGUUUAUGUAUAUCAUACUCGUGAUAUGUGGAUGGGUCCCGAUCGCAGGUGUGAAACUGGAUUUUUUAACGGCACAUACUGUCUUUUUUUUUUUUUGCCCCCCCCCUUUUUUCUCUCUCUUUCUCUCUCUUUUUUUGUGCAAUAUAAUACUCUUCCUUAAAGAUACAGACCAUCAACAAUUGUAGCAAGUGAUGGAGAAUUUGAGCAGACUUGUGCACUGUCAACAUUGUUAUGAUGCUGAAAGCCUGUCCGGGCUGCAGAGAAAUAAUAAAACAAAUCAGCUGGAACUGAUGCAAAAGUUUA
Molecule: messenger RNA, 2239 nt
Organism: Nerophis lumbriciformis (worm pipefish)
Lineage: Eukaryota; Metazoa; Chordata; Actinopteri; Syngnathiformes; Syngnathidae
Gene: sox11a
Product: SRY-box transcription factor 11a
Biological process (GO): negative regulation of transcription by RNA polymerase II; brain development; neuron differentiation
Cellular component (GO): nucleus
Molecular function (GO): DNA-binding transcription activator activity, RNA polymerase II-specific; RNA polymerase II cis-regulatory region sequence-specific DNA binding
Source: RefSeq, a predicted model, not a curated record